AAGACUCUUUUGACCUCGGAGUUAAAAAGAUGGAGGAAUUUGAUCUUGACAAACGGAUAUUUAAGGGUUUAGAAGGACUUGAUAUGCUUAAAUUUGCUAUUAUCAACUUAGUAUCUUGUAAUGGGACGAAAAGUAUAUCAUUUUCAGAAGUCUCUUGUGAUUAUGAAGUGCUGAGGGACAAAACAGACCGACGGACAUGUUUUUUUCCUUUUCAAUUAAUCUUCAAUUACGGAGUUUCUUUCUUGGAAAGUUUGGAAAAAGCAAGCAGUGAUGACAUAAAAAACAUGGAACCUCACAUGAAAAAAGCUGUUUUACGCCUUAAUGCAUUUUACAAAUCAAUAGAGUAUAACCAAACCUGUCUGAAAAAAGUCUUUGACAUGAAACUAAAGGGUGAAGAAAUGGCAGCUACAGAGACGGAUAUAAGCAUUACACUUGCGGAGCACUUGCUAGGAAAGUUAGCUCCUGGAGAGUCCUAUAAAAUUGAUAAUAAAGCAAGGGAAAAGAAGAGCUGCAGGUGUGGAUGUAAAGUGACGCCUGUAUUUGAUGGAACAGGAAUAGGUCAUGAACAAGUUUGGCAUGGAUUUAUUGAUAUUGUCUUCUCCUCACAUCUCGGAAUUCAUUCCAUGGCAAAUGCUGUGUUAGAUAUUGAAGAAAAUAUUUCCAAAAAAAGAAGAGUUGAUGAACAGGAUGAAACAAAGAAUGAUGAUUCUCCAGGCGGGAAAACAAUAACACAGGUCAAGCAACCAUUAUCAGAAAAUAUGCUGUCACAAGCAAUAGCACAAACAAUUGUGUUUUCCCUAGUUCAAAAGCAGAAACACCCUGAAUUUUUACACCACAUGAUUCCAAAUAUUGUUAUUUCCCCAGAAAAGCUUGAAAUUAUGAUGUAUGAUUCAGAUAAUGAUGUUUUACUUUGCAGCAAUCCAAUUCUUUUAUUCAAUUUAGACCUCCCAGAUGACAGAACUCUCAUUGAUGAGACUGUUCUUAUUAUUUGGAUGGUUUUACACUAUAGAAUAUUUUGUUCUGGAUUAAAUAAGGCGAAUCCUUAUUUACUUGAAAGAUGUAAAUCAAAUUUUAGGCAACUUGUUGCAAGUAAAUGGGAUAUCUAUUCAAAAUCCUUAAAGAGCUGUGUUCCUGGUUUCCCUUCAGUAGAAAAGUGGCCAAUAAGUGAAUUAAUUCAGUGUGGCAAAAAACUUAAAUUUGAGUCAGAUGACUUUUAAAAUCUGAAUUUUUACAAAAUGAAGGUUUGUCAGCUUGCCCGUGUUGCAUUGGGUAACAUUUUCAUUCAGAUUUCCAUCUUGGGAUAACAGUAGCUGAAAGCACUGUUAACCUUAUUUCCUAAGAUCUACCAAGCACUAAAGAUACAUGGAACACCCCCCUUCCCCAACUCCCAUCCCUUUAAUAAAAAUGCAGGAAAGCAGAAUAAAGAUAUAACAGAGUUUGAAUCUGUAAAUACUAAUUCAUACAUCUAUCACUAUGCUCAGUAAAUAAAUCUUCUCUUAAGUCUAUAUCUGUGGAUUGAUUAUAUAGAAAUCCAAACCCUUCACAUGUAAAAAUUAAUCAUACAAAUGAAAUACAUGUGUGUGUGUGAGGGAGGGGGAGUAUAGAUCAUGAUGAAUUGUUUACUUUUGUGAGGCUCUUUUGUUUAAAUAUAGCAAGAAUGUAUUAGUGCUUUGAAAAUUUCUUGGCCCUUGAAGUAAUCAAAAUAAAU
Magallana angulata is the source of this 1708-nucleotide messenger RNA. RefSeq lists its product as uncharacterized. The record is from RefSeq and is a predicted model, not a curated record. Lineage: Eukaryota; Metazoa; Mollusca; Bivalvia; Ostreida; Ostreidae. The transcript has 4 exons. Bases 30 to 1217 code for a protein of 395 amino acids.